AAAGAAGCAGUGAUCGGAGGGUGUACAUCAGCAGGAAAGUGUUUUUCUUCCCUAACUGACGAAGACCUCAGCGACGAAAAGUUAUGGAUCGACAUUCAGAGUACGAAUACACCGACAAUUUUAAGCUUUCCGAGCAGGCGAAAAGGGACUUUGAAGAAUAUGGAUAUAUCCUUAUCCGGGGUUUACUUGACAAAGAAGAGGUUAAAAGAGUACUGAAAGUACUGGAGGGCAGUGACGCAAUGAUGAAAGAAAACUAUGAGGUUGAAGAAGUAAAUAAGGCAAAGAAGACGCAACGAAUUAUUUGGUCGCACCCUGGUUCUGACGUCACAGGAAUGGUAGCUCGCAGCGAAAAAGUUGCAGGAACAUGCGAACAGCUUUUAGGAGGAGAGGUGUAUCAUUAUCAUGGGAAGAUGAUACUGAAAGGGGCACAGAAGGGAGCCCAGCACCUGUGGCACCAAGAUUAUGGAUAUUGGUACAACAACGGUUGCCUGUUCCCUGAUAUGAUGACGGUUUUUAUUCCAUUGGAUCCUUGCAGGAAAGAAAAUGGCUGCUUACAGAUACUGGAGGGUUCUCAUAAAUGUGGCAGGAUUGACCAUCAUCCUGUUCUGAAGCAGGCCGAGGCGGACCUAUCACGGGUGGAAGAACUCAAGAAGACUUGUCCUCACAUGUUUGUUGAAAUGGAUCCAGGUGAUGCCCUGUUUUUCCAUUGCAAUGUGCUACAUCAUAGUUCUGAUAACAACAGUGACAUGCGCAGAUGGGUGUACAUCUGUACUUACAAUAAAGCCAGCAAUGACCCAGUCAUUGAACAUCAUCACCCAAGAUACACCCCACUUACCAAGGUUCCCAACUCUGCAAUCAAGGAGUGUACCAACUUCACGGACAUGAGUGGAAAGGACUUCAUCCGCCCUAACCGUAAUGCAACACUGACGGAACACAUAAAGUGAUAACAAACGUUUAACUUCACUGUCUUGAGGAUAUACCCAUAUAUUUACUCAAGUUUUUUUUUUAAGAGAAAGAAAAAUAAUGAAAAUCUCUUGUUAAAAUGGUUGUGAAGACUUUUGAAAAUAUUGAUUAAUUUUUUUGGUCAAAACUAGCCAAAAUACGCAUGUAAGCUUCAAUAAUGGGCAUACAAGACUCUCUCUGUCUCUCUUAUGUGUGUGGUGUGUUUUCUGUAUAUUUCGAGAGAUACAUACUUCUUUAGUGUCACUGGUGUAUUACUACUGUAAUUUUUCAAUCUGUUCUAAAGUUAAUAUUAAUCUAAUAAAAUAAAUUAUGAAUUUACACAAAA
Molecule: messenger RNA, 1288 nt
Organism: Saccostrea echinata
Lineage: Eukaryota; Metazoa; Mollusca; Bivalvia; Ostreida; Ostreidae
Product: L-proline trans-4-hydroxylase-like
Exons: 10
Coding region: 84-944 (286 amino acids)
Source: RefSeq, a predicted model, not a curated record